Messenger RNA from Portunus trituberculatus (swimming crab), 1758 nucleotides. Its product is annotated as sulfotransferase 1E1-like. The coding region runs from base 217 to 1233 and encodes 338 amino acids. The transcript is spliced from 8 exons. Gene Ontology annotation, cellular component: cytoplasm. Gene Ontology annotation, molecular function: sulfotransferase activity. Lineage: Eukaryota; Metazoa; Arthropoda; Malacostraca; Decapoda; Portunidae. The record is from RefSeq and is a predicted model, not a curated record. Gene Ontology annotation, biological process: sulfation.
CCACAUCCACAUGCUCCACUCAACCACACCAUCACCACACCGUCACCACACCCACCACUGUACCUCCUCCUCCUACCUAUAGCCUCCUCCUACCCUGUACUCCCCUCAGCCACCAGCUAUCAUAACCCAGCCGCUCCUCAGUUCGUUCUCCAUCGCUCACUGGUUCACACCCCUCAGCUCCUCGUUCUUAGGUCCCUGUGAGUGAGAGCCAGCACCAUGAGUAAGACCAAGCUCCUCAGCGGUCACAAGGUGGUGCCACUCACGCAGGAGGAGCAGAAGGAGAUCACGGAUUCUGGCGUGGUGUUUCCGUGUGCCAUGGUGCGCCUACAGCCUGACGGGUGGCUUUUACCUGAUCCCAUGGCCGCCAAGUACUGCGACACGGUGUACAACUUUAAGUUCCGCCCAGAUGACUUAAUAGUGAUGUCGUAUCCGAAGUCUGGAACCACGUGGAUGCAGGAGAUUCUGUGGACCAUGGUACACAAUCCGGACCUGGACCACCCUGAGACCAGCAAGCCCAUUUUAGAUCGCUCGCCGGAUAUCUCAUUCGACUUCAUUUUCGAUACCCCAGUGGCUCAGUUCCUUAAGUUCGAGGCGUUCCGGAAAUGGUUCGCUGAGGUGUGUCCGGAUCGGCGCACGGAGGACGGGAUCAUGCUGCAAAUCACUGAACUCAUGUCCGGACGGCGAAUUAUUAAGAGCCAUCUGCCACUGUCUCUUAUGUCGCCUGAUUUCCUCGACAAGGCAAAGGUGGUGUAUAUGGUAAGGAACCCUAAGGACGUAAUUGUCUCCUACUUCAACAUGUUGAAGAAAAUUAACGUGGGUGAAUUCUCUUCUGCAUUCGAGUCAUUCACCAGAAGCUUCAUGCAGGAUAACCUUAUCUUUGGCCCGUACUGGCGUCACGUGCAGGAGGCGUGGGAGCAGCGGGAACACCCUAACCUACGCUUUGUCUUCUACGAGGACCUCAAGGCGGACACCAUGACGCACCUUCAACGCCUCAAUGACUUCACCGGGGCAAAUCUCACCCAGAGCCAGUUGGACACGGUGGCGCGUCACACCUCUUUCAGCAGCAUGAAGGGAAGAGGAGAGCCAAUGAAAGAUGGACUGUUCACCAACUUCUUCAGGAAAGGUACAUCUGGCGGGUGGAAGAGUUACUUCACCCCGGAGCUGGAGCAGGAGAUGGAUGAUUGGAUAGAGAAACACACAACAAAGAACGGGAUGAAUUUCAAGAUGUAUUGACGUUGGAUUCACUCUCGUCUUUAGGUAGAUUCACACUUUCCUUCCCAGAUUCGUAACUUCAACUCUUCCACACCUUGACAACUUCUACUUCUGCUUCUGUUUCUUCAUCUGUGUUUGUCUCUCACUCAGGAACUGAGGAAAGGAAGAACGCAGGGAAAUAUACUAAAAUGUUACCAUACUUUCAUGAUUACUGUCUUCCUCAACUCUUUCAUCUCUUUACUUGUCCAUCUCCUCACCUUGGAAGCAGCUGAAGCGAGAAACACCACGCAGAAUAAGAGGAAAUGUGUGAUAGCUUAAACUCUAUCCUAUUUUCAUUAUCUCUCUGUCUACCUCCAAGCAGCGUGAUUUCAACGUCCUCAAUCCACUGUGAUUAAUGAAGCCAAUUUUGUGUGCCCUCGUACUGCUGUUUUCUUGUGUAUUUGUGGUAAUGUUGAGAUGAGGUGGUGGUUGUGGCCUCAAAGCAUAACCUGCCCAGAUAAUUGUUAUAUAUGUGUUGGUAAUAAAUUCACUCUUAUCAGAUGUGUA